AUGGCCCCAGCGUCUACUCUGCUCCUACUUCCUGCCUCGUUUAUAGCUUUCGUCUCACAAGCUCUUGCAGAUAAUCGACCUUUUCCAAUCGCUAUCAAGAAGCAGUCUCCAGGCUCGGGCGAAAAAAUAUUAAGAGAACAUCUGGCAUUUGCGCCACUCCUCCAGGUUGAGCCAGGAGUUGUAUCUUCCUUCGACGCACCGUCGGAUGAACCACAUCAAAACGUCGACGGCACUUCUCGAUUCUACCCGCCUUUCGUAAGACACAUCCGCGAAACCGAAGAUAAUGUGUUGCGGCGUGCAGCAGAAGCUCUGGCCUUGUUGGAAAGGAGAUCAUCAUGUCCUUCCGGGAUGAACAGCUGUGCUCAGCAGGGAUCGCCCAACAAAUGCUGCCAGCAAGGAACUUAUUGCACUGAUGUGCCCGACACUGACGUAGGCCAUGUCGCUUGUUGCCCUAAUGGCUCAGCAUGCGGCGGAGGAGUUGGAUCGUGUCCGUCCGGCGCGGCAAGUUGUGCAGCGGCUUUGGGCGGCGGUUGCUGCAUUCCAGGAUAUGUUUGCCAAGGUGUAGGCUGCGUUCCAAGCGCAUCGGCGACUCCUAUCCAACCGUCCCAGCCGCAAGAAACCGCCACAUCGACGAAAACAACAAUCAUUGGAGGGAGUCCGACCACAGUCAUCGUAACAGUUACUCAAACUGCUUCGCCGGAAGCGACGACAAGAACUACCACACAAAAUAUCACACCUUCCGGCACAAGCACCAGCGUUGGUACUAACACGAAGACCGAUUCUGCCACAGGAAAUCCUCCUUGGCGACCAACAGGUUCUUCUGAAAUCACGUCAGCUCCCGAGAGCACGUCAAUCACACAGUCCGGCUGCCCAACAGGCUUCUAUGGCUGCCUUGCCACCCAUGGUGGAGGGUGCUGUCAAACUGACCGCGACUGCCAUACGUACUCAUGCCCGGCUCCGUCUUCCACGACUUUGGUCUCCAACGGAGCUACCAUUGUCGUUCCUGCCACAGACUUGCCAAAUCCUACGGGAAGCUCUUCAUGUGCUGACGGAUGGUUUAUGUGUGGACAAAAUGCCGGCCCCAUGGCCGGUUGCUGCCCGUCUGGGUACUCUUGUGGUACAGCCAGCUGUUUCACGGCUGGAGCCACAGAAACUGGCAAAAUACAGAAGCAGGCGCCGGAUCAGUCGCCUGCCAGGAAGACCGCCAUUAGGACUUCUGCAUCGUGGAUGUUGGUCGUUACGGCGUCUUUAUUAUUGAAUUUUGGGUGGUAA
Molecule: messenger RNA, 1272 nt
Organism: Metarhizium brunneum ARSEF 3297
Lineage: Eukaryota; Fungi; Ascomycota; Sordariomycetes; Hypocreales; Clavicipitaceae
Source: RefSeq, a predicted model, not a curated record